AUGGCCCAUAUCGCUUCGGACCUGGUUCUAGACAUCCAGCCUGAUUUUUCUUCACCCACCUUCGAGGGAACUCAGAUGACACACGAAGAAGUCGCCAAUGAGCUUGCCACUGCAUGGGAACAAGAUUGCGACCUCAGAGUUGUUGCAUGGACAAGGCAAGAAUGCUUGCGCCUGGAACAAGAAGCUGAAGCAGAACUUCACGAAGCAGAGAAGAAGAAACCAAAGAUCAACGAUUUCAAAAUCAGGGCGGCUGUCGGCGACACCCUUACCCCCUGCCCUUCCCAAUAUGCGAUCCAUAAACUCAAGUCCUUCGAGUAUGUUGAACUCUGGUACUUCAGCCCAGAUGGAUACAGAGAGACAGCUGACGAUGCCAAGACCAGCGCAGAUGACACCUUCGGCCUCACCAAAGUUGAAGACUUCAUUGCCCUCAAACCAGUCACAUCCUUCAAAGCCUCCCGCAAAGCCAUCCAAGACCACAGUCUUGAGUGGUGCCAAUUCGACCUUGCCAAGAACAGCUUCCUGUUGUAUAUCAACAAGCUCAAAUGGCCAGACAAGCAUCAGCAAGCUCUCACGAUGUUCUUCAUGAACAUUGUGUCUCAUCCCUCCUGCUCCGAACCAUACGGAGAACGAGCACUUCUCUUAUAUGCAGCUCAUGUCUGUCGCGAUUGGCACAACACCCUCAUCCUCAACAAUGCCUUUGACAUUAGUGUCUUCAACCUCACCCUCUUGAAGAACAUGGGCGAAGAAGUAUGGAACAAAGUUCGCCAAGAAACCCUUGUGGAGAACCACAAUAGCUGA
Molecule: messenger RNA, 798 nt
Organism: Suillus subaureus
Lineage: Eukaryota; Fungi; Basidiomycota; Agaricomycetes; Boletales; Suillaceae
Exons: 4
Coding region: 1-798 (265 amino acids)
Source: RefSeq, a predicted model, not a curated record